UUGUUAGAGAUUUAAAGUUGCACAAUUCUCUCUCACGAUUUGUUUUCAAAUUUGAAGAGGUUUUUGUGUUUAACGAUGCCGCAAGAAAUGAAUAUUUUGUGUUGUUAUUCUUGCAAAAUGUAUCAAGUGCAUAUAGUUAAAAAAGCACCCAAAUGGAACUGCAAGGUGUGCAAUGCAAAGCAAUCCGUAAAGCAAAUAUAUUUUCAAGGAUCUGGACGAGAUUGUCGUCUUCAGGUUCAACAAUUGAAUGCUAUGAAAGCAAAUGAUACAUUUUUUACACCUUCUGGACCAGAUGACGGUGCUUGUGAUACAUUUGCAAACAUUUCUGGAGAAUCUGACUGUGACAGCGCUGGUGAGAAUAAAUGGACAACAUGUAUUAGAUCGUCAGAGAUAGAAGGUUUCGAAGAUGUGGAAGAUUUGGUGUUCAAUAAUGCAGCCAUCAAUGUAACAUCAAAUGUUGAUUCUGAAAGUGAGGAUGUUGACAAUGAGACAGAGGGAUUACGUACCACAAACUUUAACCAUAACUCCAAUAUUGAUGAUAAAUGCAAUAUGCAGGAUAAUACAAAACCUAACGAGGAUUACAACAACGUUGCUAACAUUUUUGAAACUUGCAGUGAAUUAGAUGAUCCACUUGAUUUUUAAGUUUCUUGAAUGAUUCAUAAAUUUGUUAUCCUCCAUAUAAUAUUUAACGAAAGGAUGAUAGGAAGCUAUGCUGUGCUUUAAUUAAUAUAAAUUUGUUAAUUUUCUGAAAAGUAACAUUUUAUUACAGAAUUUAAUGCAUACAAAAUACAAAAAAAUAUUUGUCGAA
Nylanderia fulva is the source of this 808-nucleotide messenger RNA. RefSeq lists its product as uncharacterized. Gene Ontology annotation, biological process: mitotic G2 DNA damage checkpoint signaling. Lineage: Eukaryota; Metazoa; Arthropoda; Insecta; Hymenoptera; Formicidae. Gene Ontology annotation, cellular component: nucleus. Gene Ontology annotation, molecular function: chromatin binding. The record is from RefSeq and is a predicted model, not a curated record.